This is a messenger RNA of Cyprinodon variegatus (sheepshead minnow), 2900 nucleotides long. RefSeq lists its product as uncharacterized. The coding region runs from base 424 to 2460 and encodes 678 amino acids. The transcript has 15 exons. Gene Ontology annotation, molecular function: guanyl-nucleotide exchange factor activity. The record is from RefSeq and is a predicted model, not a curated record. Lineage: Eukaryota; Metazoa; Chordata; Actinopteri; Cyprinodontiformes; Cyprinodontidae.
CAUGUUUCCAUUUAGAAGACCUUUAAAAACAUGACUUUAUCUGUGAAGAUUGUAGACAACUAAAUGUUUCAGUAAUAUAGAGAAACUAUAUUUAUUGACAUACACAAAUGAUUGCUUUGCAUCUGACUGCAUUCCCUCCUCUGAGGCAUCUAUGAGGUCUGCUUCCUCACAGGCGGAGAUCUUCUGUGGACACGGAGCAGCACAAGGAGCAGCACGAGCCUUUCAACAGCCAACUGAGACAAAGCGACAGGAGGAUAAAAACAGAAGACUUUUUAACAUCCCAGGGAUAAAUGCACAUCAGCAGACUUAUAAGGAGGGCUCUUGGCUUCUGCAGCAAUCCCCCCUGCGGGGCUGAGCUCUUUUGGCUGGCUCAACACUUCCUUAGCAGAGGGGCUGCUGGCAGGAGCCACAUCUGAACAGGUCAUGAAGCCUCGAGAGGCUGAGCUCGUCACUGAAAUCUCAAAGUUACAAUGCAUGGUCACAGAACUCAAAACGGGUUUUACCAGCGCCUUGCUGGAGCUCAGUCAGAUCCAGCAAGGAGACUCGCACCUGAGGGAGAAGCUGGAGGAGAACAGGAGGAGCUGUCAGAAGAAAGCUUUCCGGUUGGAGGCUCUGGUGGAGUCACUGAGGGAAGAACUUGGAGUGCUGAGGUGUCAGAUUGUGCAGCUGUACAGCAGCAGACACAGGACUGAUCAGGAUGGAAAGAGCUCCAUGUCCAAACCAACAGAAAGCGGUCCAGCAGAGCCGGUUGGGGACCAGAGAAUUUGCCGGUGUCCAUCUCCUCCAGCAGCCUGCCUUUCCAGAGGGAAACUGCUGCUUCACUGUUUCCUCCAGGGUCUAAAAGCUGGGCUGAGUGAAGGAACAGAUGCUCGACAUCAGGUGGCGAUGCAGCUCCUGCACUCUGAGUGGGAAUAUGUGUCAACUCUAAACCAGCUGUAUGAAAAGUACAAAACGCCUCCAGGCCAUCAGACCGACAUGGAGCAAUAUCAGACAUAUGUGACGUAUGUGGAGCAGCUCCUGCAGCGACAUGUGCACUUCAGGAACACCCUGCAAGAAAGGUUAUCUGCAGAACACUGGAAAUCUCUAGUUGGAGACAUCGUGGUUCAGCUUAUUGGCCAAAAUGAUACAGCUUUUUCAGACGUGUACCUUGGAUACACGACGACUCUGGCAUCAUUCCUCUCACUUGAGUUCAGCCGACUGAAUCAGCAGGAGAAAAGUGACCAAACGCAGAGGGGCCAGAUGGAGAGAGAGGAAAUAAAACUGCUCUCUUUGCUGCUGGCUCCUGUUGCUCGCAUCCACGGCUACCUGAGUCACAUUCAGAACCUGCUGCAGUGGACUGGUAAGGAGCAUCCUGACUGCAGCCUCCUGCUGGGGUCUGAACGAGCUCUGAGGAGCAUUUUGUCUCGUUGUCACGUGAUUUUGGAGGAGGAUGUUCGAUGGGAGGAAGAGGAAAGAGCAGAGCAAAGUGGCCCCUGUGAUGCUGCAGUUGCUGUUGUCUCUGGAAGCUGUUGCUCCAGGUGCCAGCGGUUAAAUGAGGAGUCGAGCUCUUCUGCUCAGAGAGAUCUCCAGUGUGCUGUUCCCCUCACCAACGGGGUGGACGGCUGUCACUCGAUGCGUCUGGAGUGCUGGUCCUGCAGCCCGGUACGGAGGAAGGGCCUCAGAAGAGACCAGGCCACCCUGAGCCAGCCAGUCCACAGCUGUAGUCCUGGCUGCUGCUCCCUGCUCACCCCAGACGCCACAGGAUGGGGAGAAAACAGCGACUCUGGUCAGGGCACCUUCAGCCACCCCACAGUGAGAUCCACCAACGAUCUGGAGACAUCACAUGCAAACCACAUGGAGGGCUGCGAGACGGACCCCGAUGACACCUCUGCCUUCGAUUACUCCUCUGUGACGUCCUGCAGCCCUGACGGCACCCUGCGCAGAGAGAUGAUGGACACCAACAGCGGGGAAGAUGAUGACGAAGAGGACAGCCAGGUUCCGGUGCUGCUGAAGCCGUCCUACAGCCGGCAGCAGCAGGAGCAGCAGCCCCCCACAGGGGAGACCAGAGGGAGAACUGUGUGCGUGAGGUGGCAGAUUCCCAGAGUCACCCCUCAUCCUCCUCUUAGGAGCCCUGCAGGGCCGUACAUAGACGGGCCGACGCCGUGCCUCAUCAGCUCCUUUGGAAAGAGGCUGGUCAGCGUGAGGAAAGGCUCCCCUCCUCCACAUUUGAAAAGUGCCUUCAGGCCCAUCUGGGAUGAUCCGUCUAAGCAGCAGGCAGAUUCAGCUCCAGAAAGGGACAACAGAGCAGGUUUCAUUCCAGUUUCAGCACCAGGGAGGCACGACUUCCAAGCUUUUAAUCCCAGCAGGGAAAAGCUCAGACCAGCGCUUGCUCAGCAGCGAGGGAACCAAGCAGCACCAGCAGCAGGCGGGGGAGGACUGUGGGACAGUGAGGACAGUGAGGGACCCUGCAGCACAGUUUGACCUUUUGCAGGCGUCUCCAGAAGCACGGCGAGAAAAACCGGAGCUCAAGCCGGAUAAAUCACCCCAGAUUUGAACUACUGAGUGCAUGCUCCAGUGGAAACUACUGCUCCAUUCUUUCUCCAGUGUGUAAGAAAACUAAGGCUACAACACCCUGGGUUUUUCUUUAUUAAUUUGGAACAUAAUAUUUGCAGCUGGAAUCAACAGGUAUGUCGGUUUGAGGCAUAUGCAGCUGUGCUUGAAGAUUUACCUGCUGCCACUAAAAAAUGAAAAUGACAAAAGUAGCAAAUAAAAAUGAAACAAAAUGGAAAUCAUGACAUUGAUUUUGAAUGUAUAGAAUUACAAACGUAUUUAUAUAUUAAUCAAUAAAGCCCCUGAACUAAAAUUGUAUUAAGCAACAUCAAUAUCAGGUGUUUUCUGUUAAGUUCAGACUUCUGCACCUG